Messenger RNA from Alligator sinensis (Chinese alligator), 5175 nucleotides. RefSeq names its product SWI/SNF related, matrix associated, actin dependent regulator of chromatin subfamily c member 1 (gene SMARCC1). Gene Ontology annotation, molecular function: histone binding; nucleosomal DNA binding. Gene Ontology annotation, cellular component: nBAF complex; SWI/SNF complex; npBAF complex. Gene Ontology annotation, biological process: positive regulation of DNA-templated transcription. The transcript is spliced from 28 exons. The annotation marks the transcript as partial. The record is from RefSeq and is a predicted model, not a curated record. Lineage: Eukaryota; Metazoa; Chordata; Crocodylia; Alligatoridae.
UGGCUCGGCAAGCACUACAAGAAGUAUGUCCAAGCAGAUGCUCCUACCAAUAAAACAUUGGCUGGGCUGGUGGUGCAGCUGCUACAGUUCCAGGAAGAUGCCUUUGGAAAACAUGUCACCAAUCCUGCCUUCACCAAACUUCCUGCAAAGUGCUUCCUGGAUUUCAAAGCUGGAGGCACGUUAUGUCACGUUCUUGGUGCUGCUUACAAGUAUAAGAAUGAACAAGGAUGGCGGAGGUUUGAUCUGCAGAACCCAUCCCGAAUGGAUCGUAAUGUGGAGAUGUUCAUUAACAUUGAGAAGAUGCUAGUGCAGAAUAAUUGUUUGAGCAGACCAAUCAUCUACCUCAUUCCAGAUAUAGAGCUGAAGUUGGCUAACAAGCUAAAGGAUAUUGUCAAACGUCACCAGGGAACAGUAACUGAGGAGAAGUCAAAGGCAACCCACCAUGUUUAUCCUAGUCCUACCUCACUGGAUGAUGAUGAAUGGUUGAGACCUGUGAUGAAAAAGGAUAAGCAAGUGCUGGUACACUGGGGCUUUUACCCAGACAGCUAUGACACUUGGGUGCAUGCUAGUGAUAUAGAUGCUGAAAUUGAAGAUCCUCCAAUUCCAGAAAAACCAUGGAAGGUUCAUACCAAAUGGAUUUUAGACACGGACGUAUUUAACGAGUGGAUGAAUGAAGAGGAUUAUGAAGUGGAUGAGAAUAGGAAGCCAGUGAGCUUUCGGCAGCGAAUCUCUAUGAAGAAUGAAGAGCCUGUGCGUAGUCCUGAGAGGAGAGACAGAAAAGCAGCAGCAAGCACCAGGAAACGAAAGCAUUCACCUUCCCCUCCUCCCACUCCAGUGGAAUCAAGGAAAAAGACUGGAAAAAAAGGACAAGCAGGUCUGUAUGGGAAAAGGAGAGGUCAAAAAGAAGAGGAUGAGCAAGAAGAUCUUACCAAGGACAUGGAAGACCCAACACCUGUACCCAACAUAGAAGAAGUGGUACUUCCCAAAAAUGUGAACCCAAAGAAAGACAGUGAAAACACCCCGGUGAAAGGAGGAACAGUAGCAGACCUAGAUGAACAAGAUGAAGAGACAGUGGCUGCAGGAGGAAAGGAAGAUGAAGAUCCUAAUAAAGGUGAUCAGAGCCGAUCGAUUGAUGCAGGUGAAGACAACGUAACCGAGCAGACAAAUCACAUCAUUAUUCCAAGCUAUGCAUCCUGGUUUGACUACAAUUGCAUUCAUGUAAUCGAGCGCCGUGCUCUUCCAGAGUUCUUCAAUGGGAAAAACAAAUCCAAGACUCCAGAAAUAUACCUGGCUUACCGGAACUUCAUGAUUGAUACGUAUCGCUUGAACCCUCAGGAGUACUUGACCAGCACCGCUUGCCGACGGAACCUGACCGGAGACGUGUGUGCUGUAAUGAGGGUCCAUGCCUUUCUGGAGCAGUGGGGUCUCAUUAACUACCAAGUGGAUCCGGAAAGCCGUCCCAUGGCCAUGGGCCCCCCUCCUACUCCUCAUUUCAACGUGCUUGCGGAUACUCCCUCUGGACUUAUGCCUCUCCAUAUCCGAACUCCUCAGGUCCCUGCUGCUCAGCAGAUGUUGAGUUUUCCUGAAAAAAACAAAGAAAAGCCCACUGACCUGCAGAAUUUUGGACUCCGCACAGACAUUUAUUCAAAGAAGACCUUAGCAAAGAGCAAAGGAGCCAGUGCCGGAAGAGAAUGGACAGAACAAGAAACACUACUGCUACUAGAGGCUCUGGAGAUGUACAAGGAUGACUGGAAUAAGGUCUCUGAGCAUGUUGGCAGCCGUACCCAGGAUGAGUGUAUUCUCCAUUUUCUGAGGCUUCCCAUCGAGGACCCGUACUUGGAAAACUCUGAUGCGUCUCUAGGCCCACUGGCUUACCAACCUGUGCCUUUCAGCCAGUCCGGAAACCCAGUGAUGAGCACUGUUGCUUUUCUGGCAUCUGUAGUGGAUCCCCGGGUGGCGUCCGCUGCAGCUAAAGCUGCUUUAGAGGAAUUUUCUCGGGUGCGAGAGGAGGUACCACUGGAGCUUGUUGAAGCCCAUGUCAAGAAAGUACAGGAAGCAGCAAGAGCCUCUGGCAAAGUGGAUCCAACUUAUGGACUAGAGAGCAGCUGCAUUGCUGGAACAGGUCCAGACGAGCCAGAGAAAUUGGAUGGAGCUGAAGAAGAAAAAAUGGAAACUGAGACAGAUGGGCAACAGUCAGAAAAGGUGGAAAGUAAAGGAGAAGGUGAAAUGGAGGAAGGUGAAAAAGUUCAGGAAGGAGAAAAUGAGAGAAAUCCAGAAAAGGAGCAAGACAGUGAAGUGACUGCUGAUGUCAAGUCAGAAGAGAAGGAAGCAGAGGAGAACAAGGAAAACGUUGAUGCAAGCAAAGACAAGGAGAGUGAUACUGGGAAGAAGAAAGUGGAACACGAGAUCUCUGAAGGAAAUGUAGCAACGGCUGCAGCUGCAGCUCUUGCCUCAGCUGCCACCAAAGCAAAGCACCUGGCAGCAGUGGAAGAGAGAAAGAUCAAAUCUUUGGUAGCCCUCCUGGUGGAAACACAAAUGAAGAAACUGGAGAUCAAGCUUCGUCAUUUUGAGGAGCUGGAAACGAUCAUGGACAGAGAGAAAGAAGCUCUAGAACAGCAGAGGCAGCAACUGCUGACGGAGCGCCAGAACUUCCAUAUGGAGCAGCUGAAAUACGCUGAAUUACGGGCUCGCCAGCAAAUGGAGCAGCAGCACAGUCAGAACGCCCAGCAGUCGCACCAGCACUCCAGCGGGCCGGGCAUGAACCCACUUGGGGCACCCGCGCAUCCGGGCUUGCUGCCCCAUCAGCAGCCCCCUCCGUACCCCAUGAUGCAUCACCAGAUGCCCCCUCCUCACCCACCGCAGCCAGGUCAGAUGCCAGGACCCGGUGCGAUGAUACCUGGGCAGCCCGUGCCGGGCCGGAUGAUGCCAAGCGUGUCUGCCAACAUCCACCCGCCAGGCAGUGGCCCUGCACCCCCGGGCAUGCCGCCCAUGUCGGGAAACAUCAUCGGACCUCGCGUUCCCCUCGCAGCUCCGAACGGCAUGUAUCCACCUCCAUCGCAGCAGCCACCACCGCCAGCUGAAGGGGUGACCGCCCCUGCCGCGGGAGCACCGCCGGCCUCCGCAGCCCCCUAACUGAGCCCGCAGCACGGAGCGCCCAGAGCCGAGACAGUGGUGACCAAAAAUGGAUUCCUCAGUUUCUUUCUGUUCCUUUUAGGGUUUUUUGCCUCCAGUCAGCCUGCCUGCACACGCGCACCCUAGUAGUCUGGCAUUCUUUAGUUGUACUCCCUUGAGGAGGGUUCAUUUUGAAGCUGUAGAGCAGUAGACAGUAGUGCCUCCGUGUUGCUGGCAGGAAGCCUGUGUGCAUUGGUCUGUUCUCCUUCUGGAGCAACUGCUCCGCUCUGGUUCUCUUUCAUCUUGCUGCCUCCACCCCGUCUACAUUUGGGAUCCUGUGAUGGAGCAGGCGGGGUGUCCCCAUGCUGCUGGGUGUUGCAGGUGGCGGCGUUCGACAUUCUGGGUUCUCCAGGUGGAAAGAGCGAGGCGUCAAGAUGAACAGCAGCAACCAGAGUGUGGGCAGGUGUGGGAGAGGGAGGGAGCUCCUCUUUCCACUGCUCAGCAGCGGGAACUGCAGGACUGCUGACCACGUUCAUUACAGGUAGAUAAUCGUUAAGCGCAGUAGCUGAGCCCCAGGGCUCCUCGCUAACUUAUUAAAGGAAAUAUUGAUCCAGUGCGAAUGGAGCUGGGAGUGAAUCAAUUAGAAGAAAACCACUCGCUGACCUGAGCUUUCCUGCUCCAGCUUAUCUUUUAUUUUGUGUUUGAAUUGGAAGGAGGGAAGGGUGGUAGCAGCAUCGUCCCUUCGAGUAGUUCAGUACCAGUAGCCAGCCGAGGAAUUAAAGACAGGUUUUUAGUCCCUCUUUUGGAACAUAUACGUUUUUUGUUUUGUUUUUCCUUUAAAAAAUGAACAAAAAAAAAAAGUAGGUAGCAAUGAAGCGCUAGCAUAUGGGUUGGGGCUGGGAUGGCUGGGGCGUGAACGCCACAACUACCUCUUGCAGACAGCCGGGUGGGCAGAAUUCAGUAAACACGGUACUCCCCCUUUUUUUUUUUUUUCUUCUAAAGUUUCUUUCCGGAGUGGGCGCGGAGGCAGGAGACCCCUCUCUCCUCUGCUCACCCCUUGCCCUCCACUUGCCGAGCUUUAUCAUUCCACUGUCUGCAGGGCUGUGGUGGGAGAAAGGGGUCGGCAGCCGGAUCCUUGCCCACGAGCAAGGACUGGGGAGGGGGAGAAACAAAAUGCCCCAACACAGAUGUGCUGACGCGGCCAGACUCAGAUCCUAGUGUGUGCCAUUACUGACUGCAGAAGGACAUAAAACUCUUGCUGUCUGUGCAACUUGGGUCUUCUGCCCUCUCCCUCCCGGGAGAGCUUUCUUGACGAGCUCCCUUGCCAAAACUCCCAGGGUCCCUCAUGUUGCAUUUCAAGGGUGGGUUGCGGAGGUCACACGUGCAAAGGGCUUGUGUUCCCAAGCUUGGCCAGAAGGCAUUUCACCUGUAGGGAAAAGAGAGAGACUUCCCAAGGGGCACGAAACACCCAGAGCCAUUUGUUUCCUAAAGUAAAGAGGAUCGGCCUUGAAGAAGUCCGGUGUGCUCAUCCCCUAGGAACAUCCACAGGGAACUCCCCAGGCCCUGAAUGUGCAGGUGUGUCUGGGGCUCAUGAUCUACCUGCUCAUCCAUGUCUGCAGCCUGGUCCCUUCCAGCACACAGGAUAACACUGGUCGUGGUCCAGCCCGAGGACUCUGCAGUGCCUAGCAGAGAGAGCAUGCUCAGGGCCUCCCCACCCUCCACCUUUCCCAGAGGAAACCCGUUCCAAAUGUUCCCCAUCCCCUCCGCGUCCCUAGUGUGAGCGUGGACUCCUGGUUCAGGCCGUGGGCCGGUUUAGAAUAAGCUCAGGUUGUUUUUAGUGCGAUCAACUUCAAAUCGAAAGGAUCCAGGUGGAGACUUUUUUUUUUUUUUUUUUUUUUUUUAACUCCUCACGAUGUACCUGAAUUCUUCACACUGCUGUGUUCCUCUAUAAAUAACCCGCGUGGUGACUUUUUCAUCUGAUCUUAUGUAUAGGGCCGGUUUUAUUCCUGCAACGCAGCCACCCAAUUUUGUGGAAUUAAAAAAAAAAAAGUUUUUUAUACAAAA